Salvia miltiorrhiza (redroot sage) is the source of this 1971-nucleotide messenger RNA. RefSeq names its product CBS domain-containing protein CBSX6. The coding region runs from base 500 to 1777 and encodes 425 amino acids. The record is from RefSeq and is a predicted model, not a curated record. NCBI's taxonomy places the organism in Eukaryota, Viridiplantae, Streptophyta, Magnoliopsida, Lamiales, Lamiaceae. The transcript is spliced from 2 exons.
AUACUGUGUGUCUGUGUGUGAGGGAGAAGACUAAUGACUGCAUAAACAAAGAAUUAACCCUGUGGUUAAUGGAUAAAUUACUUUCGGAAUAUCUAAUUCUCGGUGUAUGUGUCGUGUAGCAAAGCAUUAGCAUUGAUUUUUUUUUUUUUUUUUUUGAGGAAAAGCAUAGCAUUGAUUGAUCAUUAAAAAAAUGAGUAAUUCUGAUAAGGAUGAGAAGAAGCGAGAACAAGUCAAAGAGAGAGAAGAUUUAUUGGCGGCGCCACUCGUCAAAUCGGCUAAUCCAAUCGGAAUCUAACAUCCAUUGAUUCGCAAUCGAGAAGCAAAGAGUGCCCAAAAGAGUAAAUUUACCUAAUUUUGAAUGGGCCUUGCUGCUUCUGCUUCUGCUGCUGCAGCUGCCAAUUUCAACGGGAUUUCUUCAUUCAUCUAUGGCUGACUCUCUCUCAUUAAUUACUCCUAUUCUCGAUUCGCUUUUACAUCAUCAUCGAUAGAAAUCGAAUCGAUGGCGUCGGUGUUUCUGUACCACGUGGUGGGCGAUCUGACGGUGGGGAAGCCGGAGCUGUCGGAGUUCUCGGAGACGGAGACGGUGGGCGCGGCGAUAGGGGCGAUCGGGGAUUCGGCGGAGGGAGGGAUUCCGGUGUGGCGGAAGAGAUCGGUGAAGAGCCCCUACGAGAACACGCAGAGCAGGCAGCAGAGAUUCGUCGGCAUUCUCAACGCAUUGGAUAUUGUGGCCUUCUUGGCCAGAGAGGAUUGCUUGGCCGACCAGGAGAAGGCCAUCAACACCCCCGUCUCCGAGGUCGUCGCCGCCGACAACUCCGCCCUCAAGGUUGUCGAUCCCGGCACAAGAUUAAUAGAUGCUCUGGAGAUGAUGAAACAAGGAGCGAGGCGACUCCUCGUGCCUAAGAGCUUAGUCUGGAGGGGGAUGAGCAAGCGCUUUUCCAUCCUCUACAACGGCAAAUGGCUCAAAAAUGUGGACUCGUUCGGAGCAGGCAGCAGCACGAACGCGUUGGCUACCCGGCCUUCAUCGUCUUCCACCUCAUCCAUCCAAGACAAGUUCUGCUGCCUCUCGAGAGAAGAUGUCCUUCGCUUCCUCAUUGGUUGCCUUGGUGCCUUGGCUCCUUUACCCCUCUCUCCCAUUGCUUCUCUCGAAGCUGUCAACCCAAACUACUGCUGGAUCGAGGCGUCCUCUCCGGCCAUUGAUGCCACCAAGAAGCUCCCCAACGAUCCCUGCGCUGCAGCAGUUGUCGAGCCAACACCAGACGGGCAGCACAAGAUCUUGGGUGAGAUCUCUCUGGCCAAGCUCUGGAAGUGUGACUACCUCUCUGCUGCGUGGGCUCUCGCCAAAUUGUCGGCCGGCCAGUUCGUGAUGGGUGUCGAAGAUCACAUGAACUCGAGAUCACUGCCUGACAUUGAUACCCACAGGGAUGAAAUAGCUGGAGAGGAGACCAAUGGUGCUGCAGCAGCAGCAACAGUUAACACCAAUAGGUUGAGAAGGAAGUUCAGCAGCAGAAGCAUCGGCUUCUUCAGCAACUCGUCCGAUCCAAAUCUCAGCACCGGGAGGAGCAUGUACCGCGGUAGGACUGCACCCUUGACCUGCAAGUCUACGAGCUCACUGGCCGCCGUCAUGGCGCAGAUGCUCUCCCACCGCGCCACGCACGUGUGGGUCACGGAGAUCGACAACGACGACAUUCUUGUUGGCUUGGUGGGAUAUACUGAUAUCUUAGCAGCAGUCACACGGCAACCUGCUGCUGCACCAGCUACUUUGGACUCCAACUUAUAACCAAUAUUUGUUGCUGCAAUUUUUUGAAGUUUUUUUUCUUUCUUCUUUGUUUAUGGGAUUUGCUUUGGUUUGGUUCCAUUCUGUUUAUAUCAUGGUUGAAUGUUGAUUGUUGUGUGGUUUCCACAAAAUAACCAGUGGUUGUUGUUGCUGUUGAUGUUUAUCAGAAACAAGAAAUAAGCAAAGCUUUACUUUCA